AUGUCCGGUCGGGCCCUUCGCCGCAGCCGCCGCGCAGCGCUGCUGCUCUUGCUGCUGGCUCUACUGGCAGUGCAUGGCGCCCUGGCGCCCGCUCUCGCCGGCGGCGUCCCCACCGACAGCGAGGAUGCCGACUCGCCGGCCAUCUCCGCCGGCCGGCCACAGGGCAACAGCACCACCACCACCACCACCACCGCGAGCAACCACACCGACAGCCAUGGCAACAGCAACAACAACCACACCGGCAAUGGCGGCAACAGCACCACGGCGCCCGGCACCAGGGCCGACCGGCAACUGGGGCUCCGGCCCCUGGACGCACGUAUGCCGGUGGACGUGGUGAAGAACAUCCCCUCGCCCCGGGCGGUGGAGCACCUGCGCUCACUGCGCCUGACCCAGGACCCGUGCUUGCUGCGGGUGUACACCCGGCUGCGGCAAACCUGCCAGCACAUCGCCGACGACCCGGACCUCCAGGGCACCCUGGCCCUGGGCUGGUUUGACUGCCAGCGCGUGCGCCUCGGCCAGGCCCCCAUCGCCUGCACCUACGGGCUGCAUGACGCCCUGGACCAGGGGCCCGAUGACCAUGCGGAGGCUGAGGCCGAGCUCCCGGCCGCCGGGGCCCCGGCCCGCCGGCUGCCAGGCGCCGACCGGGCCGCCGGGCAGGACGCCCCGGCGGCGGCCCUGCCCCUGGCGCGGGACGCCUCGCUCGAGCAGUGCCUCCAGCGCCUGGAGGACCGCCACGACCACACGGCCUACCAUCUUUACACGCUGCAAGUGAGCGACGUGUGCAAGUCCCUCGAGGCCGAUUCGUGGCAGCUGCGCGCGUCAUCGGCCGCCAGCAUGCUGGCCGAGGCGGUGGAGCAGCUGGGCCACGGCCUCUUCGCCAUGGACACCUUCGCCGAGGACAUCCUUCUGCGCAUCAAGCGCCGUGAGGACCUGGUCGAGGAAGCUUUUAGCGCACACGACCGGCUGCUGAGCAGCUCGCGCAACCGGCUUCGCGACAUCGAGACCUCGGCCGGGGCCGUGGUCGACAGCGUGUCCUCGCUGCAGGAGCAGCUGCAGCAGGUGCGCGGCGCGCUGGCCGGCCGCGCGGCCCCGGCCCGGCGCCUGCUGGCCGUGGCCCACAUCCUCCCGGUGUAUGUGCUCCUGUGGCAGGGGGAGAAGCUGCUGGGUGCCCUCGCACAGCAGGUCCUCCUGCCACUGGUGCCGGGCUGGGCGGCGGGGCCGGCCGCGCCGGGGGCCGGCCUGGCCGGCUUCGGGCCCCUGCUCGGGCUGCUGGCCCUGCUGGACUUGGCCCUGGUGUGCUUGCGCCCGGAGGGGCCCGGGCCCGGGUCGGCCCCGGGCGCCGGGCCGGCCAUCUGGCUGCUGGCACAGGUGGCCCAGCACCCGGGGCUCGGGCUGGUCGGGCGUCUGGUGGCCGGGCUGUUGCCGGCGGCCGGGGGCUCGGGUGCCGGGCCCGACCCGGCCGCCGAGUUCCUGCCGCUGGAAAUGGCCGGCGCCCUGCCGGGCCUGCUGGUCCCCAUGCUGUCGGAUGUGACCCUUCCCCGGGCGGCCUUCCUGGCCCUGUGGACUGGCCGCCUGGCGGAGGGACUGUGGCGUGUGGCCCGUCGCCUGGCGCCCGGCGGCUCGGCCGGCCACCCGAGCACCCGGACCGGGCAGCCGCGGCGCAUGGCCACCGCGCGCAUGCCACCCGGCCUCUUCACCUCGGCGGACCCCUCGCUCUCGGUGCACCCGAUCGUCUACAGCCCCAGCCUGGAUGGCUACCAGUGCGUCAUGGACCUGGACCAGCAGCAGCAGCAGCAGCAACAGCAGUGGGCGGCGGCCGCGGCAGAGGGCCACACGGCCCCCGGGGGAGACUACCAUCGGCUGGACGCGGAGGAGGAGGAGCAGGCGGCGGCGGCGGCCGCGGCGCAAGCGCGCCAGGAAGCCGCCCGGCGCCGGUCGUGGUUCGCGCCGGCCAUUCGCCGCGGGUCCAUCGCCCCGGGCCUCGGGGCCGACGGCCCCCUCCGGAGCCAGUCCGACGGUCGGUUGUACCGAUCCCCGGGCCGGGACCACCCGAAGACGGUGGAAUUCGAGCCCCGGCGCGCGGCGUCCAUGUGCCUGAGCGAUGUCGAUACCAUGCCGCAGGCGGCCGGCCUGGCGCGCGCGGACGACAACCACCCGCCGGCGAUGGCCUCCGGGCGUGCUCAGGCCCUGCUCGUGGACCUGGUCAGUCGGCUGCGCGGUGGCGCGGCCGACCGCACCGCCCCGAAGGCGGUCAUCUACUCGUCGUACUGUGUGGGUGGCGGCCGGGCGGCCGACCCCAUGGCCGCUGACUCCCACAGCAAGGGCUUCCACUCGGCUCCGCCCCCGCCGCCGUACCACCAGGACUUCGAGGGGCUCCUGGCCAGCGAAGGGCUUUUCCAGCAGCGCACUGACCCGCCGCCGGGGUACCAUUCGGACGGUGCCGGCGGCCUGGUGGCCACGUGA
This is a messenger RNA of Fonticula alba, 2463 nucleotides long. RefSeq lists its product as hypothetical. The coding region runs from base 1 to 2463 and encodes 820 amino acids. Lineage: Eukaryota; Rotosphaerida; Fonticulaceae. The record is from RefSeq and is a predicted model, not a curated record. The transcript is spliced from 2 exons.